AUGGAUUUACUUCAACAAUGCCAAACCCAAUCAUUUUUCCAAUUACCAACAGAAAGUUGGGUUUAUGUUUGGCUACUUGCUAUUAAAGAUUUUUAUAAACCUAUACAUACGUACCUGUCAAUAGUUUUGUGUGCGUUGGGAGCAAUUUGUAAUUUUUGUAAUAUUGUUGUGCUUACAAGGAGAAAGAUGAGAACACCUGUAAAUAUGAUUUUGACAGCUAUGGCUUGUUGCGAUACUGUUGUAUUAUUUUCUAACCUUACUUAUACAACACAUUACACUUUUGGUAUGAAAAUUUUUUGA
Molecule: messenger RNA, 300 nt
Organism: Meloidogyne enterolobii
Lineage: Eukaryota; Metazoa; Nematoda; Chromadorea; Rhabditida; Meloidogynidae
Source: the annotation of a GenBank genome assembly